AUGUCCCUCAAGAUUUUCGUCAUCAGUUGCCUGGCUGUUGUGGCCAUAGCUGAUCAGUCCCCUUAUCCCCCGCCACCCUCCUCCUGCCCCCUACCACCUCCACCUGCCCUGACCACCCUCCCCUGCCUCCAUCUCCACCACCGGUUCCUCCCAAGUACACCUAUACCUACGGCAAUCUCCAUGACUAGGCUUCAACCUCGGCCACUCGGAUUCCCGCGACGGCUACAAGACCAGGGCGCUACAACACCGUCGACCUCCCCGACGCCGCAAGCGAUCGUCAAUUACGUGGGACAACGCGACUUCCUCUUAGCUGAUGUCACCUACGAGGGCGAGGCUCAGUUACCCCGAGCAAUACGCCCACUUACAGGCCUGCCUCCCCCCCGCUACGCCCCUCCUCCCCCCCUGCGCCUAUUGAAUAAUGUGUAUCCAUUCUAUAAUGUUUGCAUUCGUAUUAGUGAAUGCAUUUGUUUAGGGUGUUCAAAUGGAAAUAUGUAUGGUAGAUACAGAGCGAGGCGCGAGAGAGUGAGAGAGAGUCUGGGUGUGAGUUACAUAAAGCCUGGGAUCGUGUUCGGCGCCAUCAUUCCCUCCGCCGCCAUGUCUCUCAAGAUCGCUGUCAUCGCUUGCCUGGCUGUUGUGGCCAUAGCAGACCAGUCCCCUUAUCCCCCUCCACCUGCCCCCUACCACCCUCCACCACCAGCCUACCACAGCGAACCACAUUACCCUGAUGUUCCUCCCAAGUACAACUACAACUACGGCAUCUCCGACGACUACGGCGUCAACCUCGGCCACACGGAGUCCCGCGACGGCUACAAGACCGAGGGCAGCUACACCGUCGACCUCCCCGACGGUCGCAGGCAGAUCGUCAAAUACGUGGACAACGGUGACGGUCUUGUAGCUGAGGUCACCUACGAGGGCGAGGCUCAGUACCCCGAGCACACGCCCGCUUACCAGCCCGCUCCCCCCGCCUACGCCCCUCCUCCCCCUGCGCCCUAUGAAUAAUGUGUAUCCAUUCUUUGUAAAAACAAAAUCAUUCACUCGCUCUUUUUCAUCGUCAAACCUGUUUUCUGUUGUUACAUUAUUCCACCAAAGAUAAUAAAAAUAAGUUGAAAUGACAA
Messenger RNA from Penaeus monodon (black tiger shrimp), 1115 nucleotides. RefSeq lists its product as uncharacterized. Gene Ontology annotation, cellular component: extracellular matrix. The record is from RefSeq and is a predicted model, not a curated record. NCBI's taxonomy places the organism in Eukaryota, Metazoa, Arthropoda, Malacostraca, Decapoda, Penaeidae. The transcript is spliced from 7 exons. The coding region runs from base 1 to 999 and encodes 332 amino acids.